AUGUCCACAUCCCAUAAAAACACAUCCAAAACUAGCUCCAAACACCCUAGAGUUGUCCCAUCUUCAAACAAUGUUCCCAAUCAACAUAAUCCACCAGUCCAACAACAAAUUGGUGUAACAUUCUCUUCACCCGAGCAAGAAGCUCGUUACCAUUGUCUAGGAGACUAUCUUUGCAUUCAUAGUCGAAAUCGACAACUUCUAACCCUCACUUAUCCACUGACCGGCAUGGAAUGGUGUCUUGAAUCCAAUUUAGGUGUUGCCAUGCCCAGAGCUAAUCUUGAGCUUGAUGUUGAUGAGCCUAUUCCCAAUGCUCCAAUUCCUAAUGCUAUUGUGCCAGUUUCGCAAGAGCCUCCCAUGCAUCCCUAUCAUGACAUGUACAUGCAAGAAUUUCAGCAGUUGCAUGCUGAUAAUAGGCGUUUGCAUUAG
Molecule: messenger RNA, 426 nt
Organism: Lactuca saligna
Lineage: Eukaryota; Viridiplantae; Streptophyta; Magnoliopsida; Asterales; Asteraceae
Source: the annotation of a GenBank genome assembly